CUCUGCAUGCAGUAUAAUGACAUAACUCAGUAGAUAUUUUCCCCCUUCCCAUUCCAUCUUUUGAGCACAGAAGAGUUGAUAACAUAGAAGAGGCCAGAAUUAAAAUCCUAUUCUUCCCUUUUCAUCUCAAUCAUUGUUGCAAGAGAAGAAGAAUAAGAAGAAGAAGAAGAAGUAUUACUAAAUAGAAACAAAGCCAAAAAUUCUCCUUAUGUAUCCAUCAGCAACCAUCUCCAACUCCACAACCAUAACAGAGGAAGCAAAUGUUUCCCCUGAAACCAGAGUCCAUGAUCACUUCAAUAACCUUACUCUCCUCUUCACACCCAUAUCCACCCAACCCAAACCCAAGACGAAGAGAAGCCAACCAGGAAAUCCGGACCCAGAUGCUGAAGUGGUGGCUCUCUCUCCCAAAAGCCUUCUUGCCACCAACAGAUUUGUCUGCGAGAUAUGCGCCAAAGGAUUUCAGAGAGAUCAAAACCUUCAGCUUCAUAGGAGAGGGCACAACUUGCCAUGGAGGCUGAGGCAGAGGAAUAAUAAUGGCAAGGAGGUUAUAAAGAAGAGAGUCUAUGUUUGCCCUGAGCCUUCCUGUGUUCAUCACCAUCCUUCAAGAGCUCUAGGUGAUCUUACAGGGAUAAAAAAGCACUUUUGCAGGAAACAUGGUGAGAAGAAGUGGAAGUGUGAAAAGUGCUCGAAGAAGUAUGCGGUUUACUCGGAUUGGAAGGCUCAUGUCAAGACAUGCGGAACCAGGGAGUAUAAAUGUCACUGUGGAACACUCUUCUCUAG
Molecule: messenger RNA, 780 nt
Organism: Phalaenopsis equestris
Lineage: Eukaryota; Viridiplantae; Streptophyta; Magnoliopsida; Asparagales; Orchidaceae
Product: protein indeterminate-domain 7-like
Exons: 2
Cellular component (GO): nucleus
Molecular function (GO): DNA-binding transcription factor activity
Source: RefSeq, a predicted model, not a curated record